Haliotis rubra (blacklip abalone) is the source of this 882-nucleotide messenger RNA. Its product is annotated as alpha-amylase-like. The transcript is spliced from 3 exons. Bases 17 to 679 code for a protein of 220 amino acids. NCBI's taxonomy places the organism in Eukaryota, Metazoa, Mollusca, Gastropoda, Lepetellida, Haliotidae. The record is from RefSeq and is a predicted model, not a curated record.
ACAAUUCAGUGUCGCCAUGUGUCGACUGAUAUUUGCGUCGGUUCUGGUCCUCUGUUGCGCUUCGGCUGCAUCCGCUGUCAACUUCCAGCGUACUAUUGUCGCAAUCUCCAAGACAACGGACUGGGGUCAGAACAUCUUUCUUCGGGGAGGGGCUGGUGCUGACGACAUCCGUAUCAGACAUGAGGUGAAGACUCGGUACCCUGAGGGUUUCUUCGCCCAGACAUCCCGAGGGGACAACUAUUUGGGCUGGGGAGGCGCUGAGGAGACCCAGGGAAGAUACAAUCACUAUAUAGAUGCUGAGGGUACUCCCAUGAUGCACUCCACCAAUGACCACUCCUUCGACCACUUUAACUCCUCCCUCCUCGGUCUCGUUGGGGAGAGUCUCUGGCUGGCUGAUCUCUACAUGGACUGCGACCAAACCAACAACGGCUGGUUCGAUUUCAAGGGUUACAUGGUGGAUCUUCGACCAGGCGUCUACGGCGAGGGAUGGGAACACUACAUCUACGCGACCACCUGCAACGUCGACGGGGAAGUCGUGGACGUUCCCGACAGAGGCAACCAUCACGCCAAAUGCGGCUACUUCAACCUUGGAAUCUGGAACAACGGUCGAUGCUGGGCCACGAAGCUAGAUUACCCGACAAUGCUGUUCCGCAGUGCGUGGACGGAAUCGGAGUUUUAGAUUCGAACUCAGAAGUGGUGGACCUAUUGAGCCACCAUGUACCUUUUGCAGAUUCGUUGAUUUUGCUGUUUAGAGUUGAUUCCACCAUAUUAUGCUUAUCAAUAAUGAUUAUGACAAGAAAACAUUUUCCGAAAUAUAUCGGCUUGGAAUGCUGUUUGAAGAUUGCUGCUGUGUAUUACUGAAUAAAGUGCUGAUGUAGAGUC